AUGAAACGUCAAAGAGAAACUCGACUGACCCGAUGUCGCACUGGAUGCAUGCGUUGCCGUGUUCGUCGGCGAAAAUGUGAUGAAGGCAAACCGCGAUGCCGGAACUGCAUCGACCGGAACUUCCAAUGCCAAUAUGGUCCGCAAUUGACCUUUUUGACGAAGAAUGCACGUACUAUUCAGGCACCAGAUACCGAGACACCAUCUUCCAGCUAUGAGGCGAUUCGGUUCAUUACUGAAGAGACCGCAAAAGAUUGCAACCAAACUGAGGAUCAUCCGCUGGACGAAGCAUUCUCUCGGAUUGGUACAGCUCCACAACCACAACAAGCCGACCCCAACACACUUGGCGAUGCCAGAGACGAAGACGUACCAUUCUGGUCAGAGCCAGGCCCCCAUGCCGUGGAAGAACAGAAUUACACGAGUCUCAAUGACAAUGAUGAAUCGGCGGUCGCCGGAUUGUUGGCUCUCGGUAUGAAUAAACCCGAUCUGGGGCUGUCGGACUUAGAAGUUCCAUCACCAGCGAGAGGCACUCCAAUAUUACCAUCGAAUUUUUUGCCUCAAUUACCCUUCAACCCGCAAAGUAUACAACAACCACCUGAAUCGGAUCUCAAGCCAAUUUCACCCACCGAAACACAAGCCUUGCUACGGCAUUAUCGUUACGAGGUAGCCUCUUGGUUGGACAUAUGUGAUCUUGGUCAAUCAUUCGGAAUCCAAGGUCUUCAGCUUGCGAUGGUCUCAUCCCCUAUCCGCAACUCCAUCCUUGAUCUAUCCGAGACUUCUUUCCGCCAGCUUCAUCCACAGAAGCCAGCCGAAGAGAGGAGCAAGACAUCCCUUCAGCAAACCGACUCCGAUAUCCAGGCUGACAUUACAUACGUCGCACUUUUGAGAGUUAUAGAUCAAGUGAAACAUUGUAUCUCGGAUAUCAAUACUAUGUGGAACCCUGAAAGACAGUGCGAUUAUGACCUCAUGGGGGCCCUAAGUUCCCACGCGGUAGGCAGAGAUAUUAAUUCCGCGAUCUAUUGGCUGUUUUUCAGGCUUGAUCUCGCGACAGCGUUAGCGACCGAUAGCGACAUGCGCAUGCAGGCUCCCCCGUCAUUCCCGUGUUUCAGACAGGUAGAUCUUGUGACUGAUCCAUUUGAAAUGGUUUUCUUCUACGCAUGUCGCCCGCUAUGGCUCUGCGCGAGAGCGAUCCAAUUUGUGCACAAUGAAGAGGUUUCUCCUGAUCGACCCUCAUUCCAUAUAUGGAUUCAGUUGGUAGAAGAAUUGCAACAAUGGUAUCGUCAGCGGCCACGGGAAUUUGAGCCCAUGCUGGAAUUAGAGAUGGGCGAUCAGUUAGCUGGGCCAGAAGGAAAUUUCCCGGUUAUUCUCUUUGCCAAUGGAGCGGGCUUGUUUGGCAACCAGCUAUACCAUACGGCCAUGUUGAUCUUACUACACAACAGGCCUCGCACCGCACGCGUCGCUGACUUCCACUCUGUUGCCAUGUCACCGCUGUGGCACUCGCAGCGGAUAUGCAGUAUUGCUCUCCACAAUGAUCGUCGGGAGUGCUGGGAUCCAUGUCUCUUGGCAUCCUUUCUGCUGGCAGCUCAUCGGAUGACACAUGAGUCACAACAGCAUGAGGUUGUGCGUGGAUUCGAGCGAAUUCGUAUGGUGACAGGGUGGAACGUAAAUAACUGCUUGCAUAGCCUGCGAACCGAGUGGUGCCUUCUCGAUGAAACAUAG
Messenger RNA from Penicillium egyptiacum, 1716 nucleotides. The record is from the annotation of a GenBank genome assembly. NCBI's taxonomy places the organism in Eukaryota, Fungi, Ascomycota, Eurotiomycetes, Eurotiales, Aspergillaceae.